AUGAUCGACGAACUCUUUCCUUACAACAAAUUCGCAAGCAAUUCCAUCUUGAUUGCGCAGAUAUUACUCUCCUUCGGGCCUUUGAACGAUACGGCUAUCAUUAUCAUGUUCCUGAUUGUAAGCCUUUCAUCUCUAAAGCGAAUAAGCUCAAGCGUUGGAGCUUCUCGAUUGCCAAUUGGGACCGAUCCAAAGAGUAUUGGCGGCGAGGACGAUUUACAGACGAAACAAUCACUCGAACGGAUAUCCUUCGUAGACGAAAAGUCCUUCGGAAACGAGGGGAAAGAAGGAGACUCGAUUGUAUCCAAUUCACGUUUCAUUCAGGCUAUAAAUCAGUUAUGGCGUGGGCAGCAAUUGGCUACGGAUACAAAUCGAAGAUAUACUUUUGCUCAUAUGAAGGAGAAGGGAAGGGGUUUAAUCAAAAGAAGUAUGCAAAUCAAAUUCUGA
Molecule: messenger RNA, 444 nt
Organism: Cadophora gregata
Lineage: Eukaryota; Fungi; Ascomycota; Leotiomycetes; Helotiales; Ploettnerulaceae
Exons: 1
Coding region: 1-444 (147 amino acids)
Source: RefSeq, a predicted model, not a curated record